GCCUGCCUCUCCGCAGGAGUGGGAGGAUUACCGCCUCACCUGGAAGCCGGAGGACUUUGACAACAUGAAGAAGGUCCGCCUGCCCUCCAAGCACAUCUGGCUGCCAGAUGUGGUGCUCUACAACAACGCCGACGGGAUGUACGAGGUCUCCUUCUACUCCAACGCGGUCAUCUCCUACGACGGCAGCAUCUUCUGGCUGCCGCCGGCCAUCUACAAGAGCGCGUGCAAGAUCGAGGUGAAGCAUUUCCCCUUCGACCAGCAGAACUGCACCAUGAAGUUCCGCUCCUGGACCUACGACCGCACCGAGAUCGACUUGGUGCUGAAGAGCGAGGUGGCCAGCCUGGAUGACUUCACGCCCAGCGGCGAGUGGGACAUCGUGGCGCUACCGGGACGGCGCAACGAGAACCCCGAUGACUCCACCUAUGUGGACAUCACCUACGACUUCAUCAUCCGGCGCAAGCCGCUCUUCUACACCAUCAACCUCAUCAUCCCCUGCAUCCUCAUCACCUCCCUGGCCAUCCUCGUCUUCUACCUGCCCUCCGACUGCGGCGAGAAGAUGACGCUCUGCAUCUCCGUCCUGCUCGCCCUCACCGUCUUCCUGCUGCUCAUCUCCAAGAUCGUGCCGCCCACCUCGCUGGACGUGCCGCUGGUGGGCAAGUACCUCAUGUUCACCAUGGUGCUGGUGACCUCCUCCAUCGUCACCAGCGUCUGCGUCCUCAACGUGCCCCACCGCUCGCCCACCACGCACACCAUGCCCUGGGGGUGCCCCUAA
Messenger RNA from Egretta garzetta (little egret), 772 nucleotides. RefSeq names its product neuronal acetylcholine receptor subunit beta-2. Gene Ontology annotation, molecular function: acetylcholine-gated monoatomic cation-selective channel activity; transmembrane signaling receptor activity. Gene Ontology annotation, biological process: signal transduction; chemical synaptic transmission; monoatomic ion transmembrane transport. The coding region runs from base 65 to 772 and encodes 235 amino acids. The transcript has 3 exons. The record is from RefSeq and is a predicted model, not a curated record. Gene Ontology annotation, cellular component: neuron projection; postsynaptic membrane; synapse. Lineage: Eukaryota; Metazoa; Chordata; Aves; Pelecaniformes; Ardeidae.